GAUGCGGCGGCGGUUGAAAUGGUAACGGACGGAGCUGGUUGCGAGGGAGCGGUGGAGGGUCGCUGUCCUGGUCAUGUUGCCGUUCUGCUUUCAUGCCGGCUGUAGCCGGACGUUGGGCGUUUUACUGCGGGUGCAAGCGGCCACUCGCCAGCUCCCUUGCGCGGGGACGUCGCAUCGUGGGGCAGGCAGCGAGGCAGGCGGUGAGGCAGGCGGUGGCCACCGCUGCUACCGCCUCACCCACCGGCAGCUGCUGCGGCUGCGGGGCCGGGACACCGGCGCCUUCCUCCAGGGCCUGGUCACCAACGACGUGGAGGAUGUGGUGAGCAGGUCGCGGGAGGCCCUUUACUGUCACCUGCUUAAUCUGCAGGGUAGAACCAUGUUCGAUGUGAUCCUCUACAGGUUGCAUGCAAGCCAAGAAGAGCCAACCAUGCUCAUAGAAUGUGAUGCCACAUUGCUUGACGAUAUUCAGAAGCACUUGAAAAUAUACAAGAUUAGAAGGAAAGUGGACAUAUCCCUUUGCCCAGAUCUUUUUGUGUGGGCAGUACUCCCAUCUGAACAGUCAAUAGAUGCCAGCAGUGAUUUAGAAGCAAGUGGAAAGAAGGUGCUGGUGUGUACGCGGGAUCCUAGAACUGAUGCCAUGGGAUGGCGGUUGGUAUUGAGCAAGAUUGACAGUCCAUUAGACGUUAUCCCAGAAAGUCGUCUAGGUGACAUCCAGGACUAUCAUAGACAUCGGUAUAAGAUAGGAAUUGCUGAAGGUGUGAAAGACCUUCCAUCUGGAGAAGCAAUACCUUUGGAAUCAAACUUGGUGUACAUGAAUGGGAUCAGCUUCACCAAGGGCUGUUACAUCGGGCAAGAGUUGACAGCUCGGACUCACUAUACAGGCGUGAUAAGGAAAAGAUUGAUGCCAAUCCAACUGGACAACUCUUUGCCGCCUGGCAAUGUUCCUGAAAAGGCGCAGAUUAUUACUGAAUCUGGAAAAUUGGCUGGAAGGUUCAGGAAUUAUGAGGGUGAUGUUGGUUUAGCCUUGAUUCGAUUGGCCUAUGCCAAUGAACCUCUUCAUGUGCUCACAACAGGUGAUGUUCGUGUGUGGUUGAGAGCAUCAAUGCCAAAUUGGUGGCCAAAGGAUGAAAAGAAUAAAUAAAAGAAAUGUUGAUACUCAAUACAAAAUGUA
This is a messenger RNA of Pristis pectinata (smalltooth sawfish), 1171 nucleotides long. It is a transcript of the gene iba57, whose product is annotated as iron-sulfur cluster assembly factor IBA57. NCBI's taxonomy places the organism in Eukaryota, Metazoa, Chordata, Chondrichthyes, Rhinopristiformes, Pristidae. The record is from RefSeq and is a predicted model, not a curated record. The coding region runs from base 74 to 1141 and encodes 355 amino acids. Gene Ontology annotation, molecular function: protein binding. Gene Ontology annotation, cellular component: mitochondrial matrix. The transcript is spliced from 3 exons.